Messenger RNA from Cinara cedri, 5446 nucleotides. Lineage: Eukaryota; Metazoa; Arthropoda; Insecta; Hemiptera; Aphididae. The record is from the annotation of a GenBank genome assembly.
CUUGGCAACUAAAGUUUAUUCCUUAUAAAUUACUAGUAAAUUGUCAAAAUAUCACCAUUUAUCAUAUUAUAAGAAUAAAUAAUAAUAAUGGUAUAAUUAAUACAUUUAACUAACCAAAAAAUAAUGACAAGCAUUCUUGAUAUUAAAAAAUAUAUUUAAUUUUAGAUAAAAAACAAAAUCAAUAUACUAGAUGUUUCAGAACUCAUGAGGCCAGAGCUGGAAUUUGCUUCCAAACAAGUUGGACAGUAUAGGGAUUACAGUAUAGAUAGUGAGGAUCCUAUCAAAGAAAGAGUGAGGAUCACAUACACAGAAAUGCAUGCCAAUCAAACGGUAGAUUAUGUAAAAAGUAAGUAGUUUUAAAUGGUAAAUAAUAGUAUACGAAUAGUUUAUGCAUGAAUAUGUAGUUUGAUGUAGUAUUAACAUUUGAGAAAUUUGAAGUUUGAGUAAAAUGUUAUCCAACUCUCAACACUUUUUAUAAUAGUUAGCUACUAGAAGCUAGAAUAUAAAAGAGCUGAUAUUGAUGGUAGUAUUGUUAUUGCUACUGUUGUAAGAGAAGUUGGAAGGUUAUGUAUCGCUUAUUUAUUUAAUUAAUAUCUGUACAUAAUAAUAAAUUAUUUUUAACAAAUACUAUUCUGAACAAAGUGCCACAAUUGAAAUGCCAUAAUUUGUAAUUUAUUAUUAUUAUAAUUUAUACAAAAAUUUCUUAAAUUUUUGUUCUACACCAAGAUCAAGUUUUUAUGAACUUUGUGAUAAAUUUUCGAGGAUAUUCGGCCACAAUUUUAUCUACAUAAAACCAAAUAAACACUUAAAAACCUAAAAUGCUUAUAAAUAGCCAAAAACCACUAGAAUAUUUUGAACAUUUUACCAUAUAUAGAAAAGGCUAAUAUAAGUAUUCUGGUGAAAUUUCAGGUCUCUACGAUUAUUUAUAAAUAAAUUAUUACAAAAUUGAAACUUUUAUUGGUGUAAAUUUGUCAGUUUUUCCUAUAUUUUUUUUCUAUUUAUUAAGUAUGUUUAAAUGACUUCCCCAAGGCACUAACUAAAUCUAAAAUGCUAUAAAAUAAUUUUUUUGAUUGAAACAAAAUUCCUAGUAUAAAAGUUGUUUAUAAACAGAAAAAAAAACACAAAUUAUUUAUUUGUAUUUUAUACAAUCAAUACAUUUCUUGUAUUCUUUCAUUCUGAGUAAAGAAACUAAAAUAACUAUAAAAAGGUUUGAAAAAAAGUUGCACAAAAGAACUUAGAAUUUCAAAAAAAAAAAAUCUUCACACAAAUACACAAUGCAGUUCUACUUAUCAUAACAUUUUGUUACGUUUUUGUAAGUAUCCUAAAAGAAAUAGAGAUAACUUAAAGAAAAUCAUAAAAGACCAUUCAUUAUAUAAACAAUCUGUAAACAGAAAUGGUUAAAAAAAAUCAUUAUAAAGUGUAUUGAAAGAAAAAUCAAACUAAAUAAGUAAAAGAGAACUAAAAUAUAGAUUCAAACUAAUUACUUAGAAGGUAAUAAGCUCAAAAAAAAGAGCUGAUAAUGGGGAUGAGUGCUGCAACUGUUGUAGGUGGGUAGUGGGAUACAUAAGGUUUAUUUUUUCAAUAUCUAUCUAUAAGCAACGAUAAACUAUUGCUGGCGAAAGACGAUUCAGAGAGCAGUUCGGUAAUACAUAAUUUAAAGUGCUGUCAUUUUUUUUUAACCUAACCUUCUUACGCUUUUUCCCGAUUAUCAUGAAAAUUAAUUCGAAAAUCAAAAAAACAAACUGCAUCAUUAAAAACGAAAUUAAUAAUUAAACAAAAGAGGUCUCUUGUUGUUUUUCAAUUAGUGCCAUAUUUGUGCUAGAAAACGUGGUAGGUACUUAUUUAAAAUAACGAAAUCAUGAAAAAAAAAAAUUUUUUUUUUCCAGGUUAAUCGUUUUUAAUUUAAAGUUACAAUAAAAGUUGUCAGAUGAUUUUGAAAAUUUUACCACUUCUAGGUAAAUCUAACAUAAUUAUUAUUACUAAGCUUCAAGUCUUUACGUAUAUUUUUAACAGAAUUACUGCAAAAAAACUUUCAACAUUUAAAAUUCCUUAAAAGCUUAAAAGUGGCUAAAAAGUUUUGGCGAUUAUACCGUAAGAAAGUAAAUCAAAAAGGCAACAAAAUAGGUGUCUUGUGAUUUUUUGAAUAAAUAAUUUUUCUAGUAAAAAACGUCGACCGUGUUUUUAUAAAAAAAUGAAAUCAUCAAAUUGUAAGUUUUCCUAUGUUUUUUCACACUUAAGUGCUUUUAUAUAAAAAUUAUGUCAAAAAUCCAGAAAUGACCCCUCUAAAGUACUAUCUAGACAACUUAAGCUUUCGGAAAAAUUGUUACACAUAAAAAUUGGAGCAAGUUUACUAACAAAAAACGUUUCUACAGACUAGAACAAAGAAAAAGAAAAGAAAUAAACAUCUUAGUAAAACCAAUAGCUCCCUAGCUACGCUCAGAAUCUUAAAAGCAAAAAUUUUAUUUACAUGGCAUUUCUAACACUAUAGUAAUAUGUUUAUUAUGAUUUGUGGUUAAGGAAAAAUGGCUCAGUGGUUAUCUUUCGACAAAUUUGAAUCGACAAUUAUGGAAGUAUUGGAAUCACUCAACGAUUUGGUAGACGAAAGCGAUCCUGAUGUAGACAUUCCCAAUAUUAUUCAUGCAUAUCAAACAGCAGAACGUAUUCGUGCCAUACAUCCUAAUCAUGAUUGGUUUCAUUUGGUUGGACUAAUACACGAUUUGGGAAAAGUAAGUACCUAGCCUACUACAAGUUCUGAGAACAGUGUAAUAUACAAGCCAAAACAAGGGUCAAUGAACUAGUUUUCAACAAAAAUAAUAUUUACAUAUGAUAUGACUAUUUAAAAUUUUUCCCUCUCAUUUAUUUUUAUAUAAACAUAAAUGCUAAGAAAGUUAUAAAAAGUUGAUGAAAUGUGUUGGACUAGAUAUGGUUGUUAAUUAAGUGAUGCUUCCACUGCUGUCAUCACAGAUGAAUUAAAAGAAACAUAAGGAGUAUCAAAUAAUUUCUGUUUUUGUACUUAGGUGAUGAUUUUUAAAGGAGAGCCUCAAUGGAGUGUGGUUGGUGAUACAUUUCCAGUUGGAUGUGCAUGGGGAAAUUCUAUAGUCUAUAGAGACACAACAUUCAAUGGAAACCCGGACACAUAUGACCCGAGAUUCAAGUAAAAUAAUUGGUUUUAUUUUGAAUUAUUCAAAUAAUAUAAUUUAUUAUUUGUAGUAUAUAUAUAUAUUUUUUAGCACAAAAAUAGGUAUUUAUGCAAAAAACUGCGGACUAAAUAAUGUUUUAAUGUCCUGGGGACAUGAUGAAUAUUUGUACAGAGUUUUAUUGCAUAACAAAACUACAAUACCAAGAAAAGGACUCCACAUGAUUAGGUAAUUAAGUGAAUAUUUAUUAUGUUUUAUUUUAGAUUCUAAGCGAAGUGAGGAAUAUAUUGGUUUUACUAUAAUGUUUAUUUCUUUUUCUUUUUUUAUACUGUGUACAAAAGUCUACCAAAAAUCUUGCUUCGAAGUAUAAAGUAUUGCACUUUAUCGGAAAGAAAAUUGUCUAGAGGUAAUUCUUUGGAAAGGUCAUUGUUUGAUUUUACCAGAAGUUUUUUCAAUAAAUGGGUUAAACCAGGAAAAUUGAUGAAAAUUAUUUUUUUAUUUAGUUAUCUUUUAUUGUAUUGUAAUUCAGUCAAAAAUAUUCAUAAAAACUUGAAAUUUUGACAGAAACUUUAUAUUUUUCUUUCAUAAACAUGGUAAAAUGUUCAAAAUAUUUGAGCCAUUUAAGCUAUUAAACAAUUUAAUUUUGAAAGUAUUUUUGUAAUAUUUAUUUAGUAAGUACUUUGUGGAUAAAAUUAUUAGACCAACAGAAAUGCUUAACAAUUUAACAGGAGGUUUAUUAUAAGUUGUACUAAAUUGCCAAGAGGAAAAAGUUGAGUUUAUUAAUCUAAUAUUUUUUUUUUUAUAAGAAUUACAAUAUUCAAUUUUUGAAAAAAUUUUUAAUACGUCUGUAAAACACGUAUAUAACCGAACUCCGCUCAGAAUCUUUAUUUUUAGCAAAGCUUAAUCGAUGCAUACAGAUUUAAAUUCCCCUUUAUUUACCUUCCCAACUUCUCACCUACAAUAAUCACUAAAGCCAUCGUGCAAAAUAAAUCUUUUUAUCAUAUAUUAUUAUAAUUAUAUUGUACAAAAUAAUUAAUAAGUAAAUGAUUGUAGAUUUCAUUCAUUUUAUCCUUGGCAUUCGGGUGGAGAUUACGAUUUCUUGUGUACUAAAGAAGAUUUGGAAAUGAAAAAAUGGGUCUUAGAAUUUAAGUAAGUAGACAUUUUUGAAUAAACAUUAAAAUACCACAGUAAAUUUAAUAAAAUCCUAAUAGUUCAAGUUGAAUUCAACUGUUUUCAAAUGAUUAAUUAUUAUUUUUUGGCGAUUUUAUUAACACAAUAGGUAGUUUAAAUAUUAAUUUUUAAUUUAUAUUAAAAUGUUAAUAAAUCAUAGUUCUUUAAAUAUAAAAUCAUAAUUAUUUUACAGAUAUAGGCAAUAUUAGUAAUAGGUAUUCUGUAUAUUUAAUCACAUUUGAUUGCAGAUAUUCAUUUAAAUUUUAAUAAAAAGUAUAGGGAAUUUAUUUCAUCUUUAGAGUUGUUUUAUAACUAUUGGUCUAUAAUUAGACAUUUGCAAACCUUUGCAAACAUUUUAAACUAGAAUAUUUAGGAAAUUAUAUUUAAUAAUGGUGACAAAUAUUAAUCUUCUAAUAUUUUAUUUUUAUAGUAAAUUUGAUUUAUACACCAAAGGAGGUACUAUACCAGAUAUUGAAGAACUGAAACCAUACUACCAAUCACUGAUUGAUAAAUACAUUCCAGGAUUAGUUAAAUGGUGAAGGUAUUUAAAUUACUUAUAUGUGUUUAGAAAACAAUUAACAUUCUAAUAAUUUUAUUUUGUUCUAUUUACAUAAUUCAAGUUAAUAAAUGUAUUAUAAUAAAAAAAAAAAAUAAAUGUAACAUUAUUUUGAUAUUUUAAUAAAUAAAUAGUAUAUUUUAAAAGUGUCUGUUUAUGAAUGGAUUACCUGGCAUGGGCAUAUUAACAGGUACAUUUGGAUAGGGCAUUGGAGCUGAUUGGUAAUAAGGUACAGGAGGAUAUCCAAUUUGUGGAUAUCCAGAAAAUGAAUGUUGGAUAUUAUCGCUUAUUGGCCUGUAGGAACUAUUGCGUCUGCUCAGCAAUUCGGUCAUUUUAUCCGCUUUAGCUUUACGCAUAUGCAUAUCCUUACGCUUUUUAAGGAACUCUUCCAAAAACCCAUCUAAGUCAGUUGCACCACUUAAAAACUGUUCAGCUAAUUUCUAAAAUAAUAAAAAUUAAUUUAAACAAUUAUUUUAUAAUUUUAUAAGAUUUAGAGCUCACAUCUGAAUCUUCUUCAGUUUCACAGGCAGAAGUUUGUAACACAGCUAAUAUAGUUUCUGGAUUCAUACUACCCAUCUGUUGU